Molecule: messenger RNA, 824 nt
Organism: Chrysoperla carnea
Lineage: Eukaryota; Metazoa; Arthropoda; Insecta; Neuroptera; Chrysopidae
Exons: 3
Coding region: 43-618 (191 amino acids)
Source: RefSeq, a predicted model, not a curated record
CGGCCAUUCUGUUAUGUUUGUGUUGUGCUCCCUGUAAAAAUCAUGCUACGUUACAUUUUAAUAUUAAAUUUAAUUUAUUACAUAACCAAAUGUAAGUGCCAAAAUGUACCAGCUGCAAAAUUUAAUGUGAAUGAUGAUAAGGUGGAUCCUUUGGAUACUUGUACGGAUCCAGCGACAAAUCAAACAUAUAAAUUAGGUGAUCGGUGGAAAUCUGAAAUACCAAAUGUAUGUGCGCUGCUCAGUUGUUCCAAAAUUAACAUAAAUGAAUAUCCGGAAUAUAAUUUUCCAUUUAUUGUUCAAUAUAAAUGUGUGGAUCCAAAACCACCAGACAAUGAUAAUCGUGGAUGCCAUAUGAUUCGACCGCAUGCCAAUAAAUUGUAUCCACAAUGUUGUAAGCAUAUGGUAUGUUUUCGUAACGACUAUUACAUUGUUAUGUAUCCAAUAAUAAAUGAACAAGAUGCUACGAAAUUAGGAACCUAUGCGCAUGAAUUAAAACGUUUUAAACGGUAUAACUUUUUACAACGUGGAGUUACAAAUAUUACCAAACGUGAAUUAUUAUUUAAUUUUAAAGAUAAUCCACGCAAGAAAUUAAAAUUUUACAAAAAUGAAGGGUCCUAAACUAUAUUUAACUGGCCCUGUUAUUAGUACCUUUUCCUCUUCAGGCAAAAUGUAAAUUUUUUAAGUGGCAUUUCCAGAGCUGGAACUAGAGUUGAAGGGGCCCGGGGGCAAGGCUAACUUCGGGGCCCUAAUUCUCUAUUGAGUUUGUCAACUAAAAUUUUUCCAAUUUUUGUAAAAGAAAAAACAAGGCAUUAUUAUUUCUAAUC